UGGCCUCUUUGCACACUGAACAAGCAGUAUGCAGGUGUCAGAGCGUGAAGGCGGGACCACCACAGGGAAUGGGCUGGAUAGCCCGACAACAUCUGAUUCCCAGCCUGUGCCCCCCUCAUCUCCCAAGCCCCCUUCGUUGGACCUCUUCAAUCUAGUGGUGUCCUACAAGCGGCUUGAGCUGUACCUGGAGCCGCUGCAGGAUAUUUUUGAAGGGGUGUGGUUCCUCCUCAGCUGGCAGAUGCCCGUCUGCUCCCUGCUUACUUGCCUGGGCCUCAACUUUCUGCUGCUGACUUUGAGUGAAGCUGCCUGGUACGGGCUGUGUGCCCUCCUGAUCUCAGUGCCUGCCAUGCUGGGCUACCUACAGGAGACAUGCCGUGUCCGUCUGACUGAAGAAGAGCUGGCACGUCGUAGGUACCACAGCGUGCGGCGUGAGGAUGUCAGAAAAGUUCAGCUGUCACGGCAAGAGGCUGUGGCUGAAGUGAAGGGCUUCCUGAUCCAGUUGGAGACCUUCCUGAGCCGGCUGUGUGGUGGCUGUGAGGCAGCCUACCGCGUCCUCCACUGGGAGAACCCCUCUCUGUCCUCCCAGUUUUAUGGGAUGCUGAUGGGUUCGGUUUGUGCCCUCUACUUGCUGCCCUUGUGCUGGGUCUUCUUUCUUAUCAAUAAUGUCCUUUUCUUGGGCAAUGUGGCAUUUUACCGAGUGGUAUUGGAGUUGAAGUCGGUUGUAGAGCAACGCUUGGGCCUUGCAUCCAUUUCCAGUAGUUCAGAACUUGCAGAGCUGGAUGCAGGAGAAGGUGGGGCUGGAGUCCUGCCAGAUCAGACACCCACACCCACCAGCACGGAGGAUCUGACCCCCGGCAGCGUGGAGGAAGCAGAGGAAGCGGAGCCUGAUGAUGAGUUCAAGGAUGCUAUUGAGGAAGAGGAUGAUGUCUCCCAGCGCUUAAUAGAGUUUGAGCCAGGCCAUUCUGUUAGCACCUUCUUGACCAAGGAUGAUGUGAUUCGCAUAAAGGUAUCACGACUGGCGGAUCGUCUGCGCAAGCGCUACCCGACGAGUAACCUUGGUGCUGGAUUGGGAGCGAACUGUGCCAACUGUUCAGCCACCUUCUCCCUGUUGAAAAAGCGGCGAAACUGCAGUAAUUGCGGGAACAGUUUCUGCAGCAGGUGUUGUUCCUUCAGAGUUCCCAAGAGCUGUAUGGGGGCUACAGCGCCUGAUGCCCAGCGGGAAACAGUCUUUGUGUGUGGACACUGCAACCUGAUGCUCAUCAAGUGAGAAGCCGAU
Molecule: messenger RNA, 1276 nt
Organism: Euleptes europaea (tarantolino)
Lineage: Eukaryota; Metazoa; Chordata; Lepidosauria; Squamata; Sphaerodactylidae
Gene: ZFYVE27
Product: zinc finger FYVE-type containing 27
Exons: 12
Coding region: 29-1267 (412 amino acids)
Biological process (GO): vesicle-mediated transport; positive regulation of axon extension; neuron projection development
Cellular component (GO): endoplasmic reticulum tubular network; growth cone membrane
Molecular function (GO): metal ion binding
Source: RefSeq, a predicted model, not a curated record